CGCUACCUGAUCUCUCUCUUGGAGCCUCUUUACAAGAAAGUUGGCUUUGCUGAUAAUCUUAACGAUCCUCACCUGGAUCAACUCAUUCGUGUUCAAGCCAUCUCGUGGAUGUGUUCUCUUGAUUAUAAAGACUGCGUCACCCAAGUUGUCAGCCUCUUCAAGCGUUGGAUGGAACAACCAGCUGACAAGAGCAUCAUUUCGCCGAACCUGAAGUCUGCAGUGUAUUGCACGGCCAUUGCUGAAGGCGGUGAGGAUGAAUGGCGUUUCCUCUGGUCACAAUACCUCGAGUCGAACGUUGCUUCUGAGAAAUCUACGAUGAUGCGUGGCCUCGGGUGCUCAAAGGAAAUUUGGAUUUUAUCAAAGUACAUGAAAGACUCGUUCGUCGCUGGAGGCGAUAUACGCAAGCAAGACAUCGCCAGAGUUUUCUCGUCCGUCGCUUCUAACGAAUACGGACAGGAUGUCGCCUGGAAUUAUUUACGGAAUAAUUGGAAGGCCAUAACUGAGUAUUUCGGCUCAGGAAUCUUCACGCUCGGUCAACUUGUCGAGUACGCGACCAACAAGUUCAACUCGGAGCUCAUGAUGCAGGAGAUCGUUCGAUUCCGAGAUGCGAACUCGGACAACCUGAAGAGCGGCAAGCGCACCGUCGACCAGAGUAUCGAGAGAACAAAGAACAACAUCGCUUGGAUGGACGCUCACUAUGAAGACAUCAGCAAGUGGCUCAUGAACAAGGGAUUCAAAACACUCUGAAUUAGUGUUUUGAAUAAGUCAUUUCUUUCAGCGUGUUCUUCUUCUCGACAAAAUAUUUUAUAAGUGUGAACCUUAAUUUUUCUGCUAUCAUUGAAAACUGGGCUGCUUAACGUACCCAUUUUUUAAAAUAAUUAAAAAGUCGUUUGUUGUGAGUUCUGUCGAAAAAAUUUGCCUAGAACAAUACGCCGCUGUUGAAAGGAUCCUCGUAUUCCAAAAACUAAAAGCCACAACUUUUCCUUGAUGAAGGUAAUGUAUUGCAUGCACAUAUAAUCAAAAACAACACCGUUGCUUUUUCUAGGAAAUUGGCUCUUUUAUGAAUCCCUUCUACUUCUAAUGCCGACCGAUCUCUAUGAACCCAACAGCAAAACUUUCAUCGGUUUCGAGUUUAAUGUGCCGUCUGAUAAAUAUGAUAGAAUGAACGUGACUGUUUCCUUGAUGCUUUAGUUUAACUAAUGAUGUAGGAAAUUCAUAGUUAUAUUAUCAAGCAAUGAUAAUAUAUUAAACUAGAUGCAGUUUUACAAUAAUGAAGAUAAAAUUUCGUAGAUGUUGAGAGUUACGCAAAGCUUCAAAGUUGAAGAAAAAUUCAAAGCAACAAUUUGAAGAAAUUGUCUCCAAUUUAUUUUAUGUUAAGACAAGACAAGGGGGAAUAUUAUGCUGAACCUCUUCUCGUUGUGAAUAUGAAUUCAAAUCCAGUCUAAUCAUUUGAGUAAUAUUCUUAGUUUAAUUCCUAUCAUUUGAUUCCAGUCCAAUCAUUGAUUAAUAUUCCUAUUUUGCGAGAUUAAUCAAAUUUCGGUGCCAAAUUUGUCUUUGUAUUGUACAUGAUCUGACAAUCGACUGCUAUCAAAACAUGCACUCAAAAGAAGGGUUCUUUGUAAAUGAUAUUCUGAACUGUACGAAGCAAUGCAUGCCAUUCAUUUCCUUUAAGAAGAUAUAGUCUUUAACUAUAUGGUUGAUGUGUAUUCAUCAAUGAUGUACUUUAAUAGUAUGACCUAGGAUGUUGAUCAAAAUUUUCAAUAAAAGUUUAAAUUUAUAAAUGAGGAUGUUAGUCUAAGUAAGACCAUCAGAUGAAAAUCCCUUCAUCCAUCUCUGGAAUCGGCUUGUCUUCGCAAAUCGAAGUUGAAAUUUUUGAUAUUGUUAACUGAUGAUGAAAUGACCUAACAUUAUCUAGAGCUGUCAUUUUUUCUCUGCUGCUUGAAAGUAAGUUGUGUAUUCACUGUACUGUCUGUACAUGUAGACAGUUGAUAUGAUUCUUGUAGAGGUAGUCUGAAGUAUGUAUUUUUGCCACGAAAUGUAACUUCGUUAGAAAAUCGAUGUGUUUAAACCGUAUUACGUAAGUCGAUACAUUAUGACGCUUAUUUCAUAAUAACAUUUGUAUGUCUCGAAGUUCUAGCUUGUGAGAUUCAGUAAAAUUGAGUUCAUUUACGUAGAACUCGUGAUGUAAAUACAUAGGAUUCCCUAAGACCACAACAUGGAUAACCUCAUAAACAUCGUCAAACAUCUUGAUAAUACAAAUUUAAUCUAAAAAAUGUCUUGAACCUUC
Messenger RNA from Hyalella azteca, 2287 nucleotides. RefSeq names its product aminopeptidase N-like. The record is from RefSeq and is a predicted model, not a curated record. The annotation marks the transcript as partial. Gene Ontology annotation, cellular component: cytoplasm. The transcript has 5 exons. Gene Ontology annotation, biological process: proteolysis; peptide catabolic process. NCBI's taxonomy places the organism in Eukaryota, Metazoa, Arthropoda, Malacostraca, Amphipoda, Hyalellidae. Gene Ontology annotation, molecular function: peptide binding; metalloaminopeptidase activity; zinc ion binding.